AUGGUAGUACACCGUCCUGUAUUGAAACAGAAACAUAAACCAUUUAAAAGUGGAAAGGGAAAGGGUGUAAAACCGAAGGGUGUCACUGCGCAGUCCGGCAAGGAUACACCGCUUCAUCGUAGAGAUAAGAAAAGCCGUAUAGUCGCGAAAACGAAGUCUCUCCGCUCGAGCAUUCAGGAAGAAGCGCCUAGACUGAUCUUUGUAUUGCCUUUCCACGAAAAUGCCAAUGCUCAUCAUUUUAUAGAAGCCGCCACCAAACACCUAGGUGGUCACACUGGAGUUCAAAUAUCCCAAUCCAAGGAUGGAUGGGUGACAUCGGGGCCUCUGCUUAUUCCCGCCACAAUCCUCCGUGAUGGAUUAUCACGGCGAAUGAUACUCUUCGCAUGUCCGCGUUCACUCUCAGAGAUCUUAUACGCAGCAUCAGUCGCCGAUGUGUUAGUAUGUCUCUACAGGGGAAGUUCUCAGGAUGAACCAGCGUUUGAUGAUUUCGGAUACAAAGCUUUGAGCGUUAUUCGACAGCAGGGUGUACCAACUCCCGUUGGAAUUGACUUAGAAGUUGGAUUGCCAGGUGACCGCACUAGUAGCUGCAAUCUUGUGAGACGUUAUUUCCACGAUGAGCUUGGCGGCGAUAAGAAGUUCGUACCCAUAGUGUCACCUGAUAAUCUGGAGGCUGCUUUAAGUGCUAUUGGUGGUGUAUCACUUAGUCCUCUUACCUGGCGUUCAGGGAGGGGUUACCUCAUGUCCCUAGGCUGCACCUAUGACGCCAACGCGCAACAACUGUCGGUUGUUGGCUACGCUCGAGGUGUAGGUUUCAGCGUACGACACCCUGUGCAUGUCACCGGGCUGGGUGAUUUUUUGUUACAUCGCAUAGAACUUCUAUCGGACGUAUGCCCCGUGAAGGGUUCUAGGGGCAUGCAAACAGAUAGCGUCGUUGAGGAAAUGACCGAAGAUAUCGCAAAAGACCUGGCACAGGAAGUGGAUUGCUUAGCCAGUGUAACGUCAACCAGUCAAAACGAUGAAGAUGCUGACACACUGCUUGAAGAGUUUGACAAGUGUGUACGAGUAGGUGGUGUCGAGGAAGGCGACGUUGAGAUGGCAAGCACUCUUGACGAAGGAGAUGUUGCCGACGAUGGAGGACUGGGGGAUGUGGAUACAUACUUUUCAAGCUUAGAGGAUACCAAUCCAAAUAAAAAACGGAUUGAAUUCGAACAGAGAGCGUCGGAAGACCUCAGUUUCCCAGACGAGGUAGACACACCUAUAGAUAUUCCAGCACGGGAACGUUUCCGUAAAUAUCGUGCAUUACGUUGUAUCAAAGAAGGCGCAUGGGAUCCUUACGAGUCUCUACCACCGGAAUAUAUGCAAAUAUGUGAAUUUGAAAAUUUCCGGGUAAGUGGUUAUGCAUACAUGAGCCAUGGAACGCAGACUACCAUGUCACAAUCACGCCGAACAGUGGAACGUAACUGCAGCGAAACUCAUACAACAGGAAAAUAUAUACAGCUUAUACUUUCAAAUGUAUCUCCUGAAUGCUACGCACAGCUUUGCAGUAGGCUGGGGAGGCCGAUAAUAGUUUCAGUAGUCUUUCCAUUUGAACGUAAGGUGUCCGUUCUGAGCAUGAAUGUGCUUCGAAGUUUUGAGGGCCCUGACAUAAUCGCAUCCAAAGGGGACGUUCUACUAUAUUGUGGUUUCCGUAGAUUCCCAGCAAAACCAUCCUACAGUCAAGACAUCGCUGCUGAGCGUGGACGUUUCGGGAUGUUCUGCCGCACUCUGAAGAAAGGUCACACCGCUACGGCAUCCAUUUAUGGAAUGGCUCUGCCACCUAACACCCCUGUCGUGGCUCUUGAUGCGGCAGAUCCCUGCGUAAUGCUUUACGGUGGCCUUGUGAAUGCCGCAGACCCGAGCCGCAUAAUUCUUAAACGAAUAGUGCUCACCGGGUACCCAUUCAGAGUGCACAAACGGCUCGCCGUGGUGAGGUACAUGUUUUUUCAGCCGCGAGACAUAAAAUAUUUUAAACCAGCGCAGCUUCACACCGGUCGAGGCUUACACGGUGUGAUAAAGGAACCGUUGGGGACGCAUGGAUACAUGAAGUGCAUGUUCAAUGACACCAUUCGGCAAGACGACAUCGUUUGCCUGGCACUAUAUAAACGUGUGUACCCCAAGUGGUUUACGAACUCGUGGACCACCUGGCUCUGCUAA
Molecule: messenger RNA, 2193 nt
Organism: Babesia sp. Xinjiang
Lineage: Eukaryota; Apicomplexa; Aconoidasida; Piroplasmida; Babesiidae
Product: Pre-rRNA-processing protein TSR1 -like protein
Exons: 2
Coding region: 1-2193 (730 amino acids)
Biological process (GO): endonucleolytic cleavage of tricistronic rRNA transcript (SSU-rRNA, 5.8S rRNA, LSU-rRNA); maturation of SSU-rRNA from tricistronic rRNA transcript (SSU-rRNA, 5.8S rRNA, LSU-rRNA); ribosome biogenesis
Cellular component (GO): preribosome, small subunit precursor; nucleus
Molecular function (GO): GTPase activity; U3 snoRNA binding; GTP binding
Source: RefSeq, a predicted model, not a curated record